Molecule: messenger RNA, 1894 nt
Organism: Lottia gigantea (owl limpet)
Lineage: Eukaryota; Metazoa; Mollusca; Gastropoda; Lottiidae
Exons: 10
Coding region: 76-1296 (406 amino acids)
Biological process (GO): protein folding
Cellular component (GO): endoplasmic reticulum; endoplasmic reticulum membrane
Molecular function (GO): calcium ion binding
Source: RefSeq, a predicted model, not a curated record
CGUGGUUGGGAAACUAUACUUACUUCGGCACCGGUUGUGUUAGGUCCUUCCAAAAAUUGUGAGUGUCUGGUCAAAAUGAAAGCAGGUUUAUUGUUUCUUGCCCUUGUGGGCACUGUAUUAUGUGAUCCCAAAGUGUAUUUUAAUGAAGAAUUCAAAGAUGAAUCAUACACUGACAAUUGGGUAGAAUCCACCAAAAAAGGAGCAGAGCAGGGAAAAUUUGUUUGGUCUGCUGGUAAAUUUUAUGGGGAUGCUGAUAAAGACAAAGGUAUUCAAACAUCUCAGGAUGCCAGAUUUUAUGGCCUUUCUGCUAAAUUUGAUAAAUUCAGCAAUGAAGGAAAAUCACUGGUCGUACAAUUCACAGUAAAACAUGAACAAAACAUUGAUUGUGGUGGUGGAUAUGUUAAAGUUUUCUCCAGUGACUUAGAUCAAGAAAACAUGCAUGGUGAUUCCCCAUACUUGAUCAUGUUUGGGCCUGAUAUUUGUGGACCAGGUACUAAGAAAGUCCAUGUGAUCUUCAACUACAAAGGCAAAAACUUAUUAAUCAAAAAAGAUAUCCGAUGCAAGGAUGAUGUUUACACACAUCUGUACACUUUGGUUGUCAACUCAGAUAAUACAUAUGUUGUAAAAAUUGAUAACGAAAAGGUUGAAAGUGGUGAUUUAGAAUCAGACUGGGAUUUCCUUCCCCCUAAGAAAAUUAAGGAUCCAGAAGCUAAGAAACCAGAAGAUUGGGAUGAUCGUGAAAAUAUUGAUGAUCCUGAAGAUACUAAACCAGAAGAUUACGAUAAACCAGAACAUAUUCCCGACCCAGAAGCUAAGAAACCCGAUGAUUGGGAUGAUGAGAUGGAUGGUGAAUGGGAACCACCAAUGAUUGACAACCCAGAAUACAAAGGUGAAUGGAAGCCAAAACAGAUACCUAAUCCAAAAUACAAAGGAAAAUGGGUACACCCUGAAAUUGAUAAUCCAGAAUAUUCCUCUGAUGAUAGUUUAUACAAAUAUGAUGAUAUUGGUGCUCUUGGAUUUGAUUUAUGGCAGGUAAAAUCUGGAACUAUUUUCGACAAUGUCUUGAUCACUGAUGAUGAAAAAUAUGCAGAAAAAUACGGAACAGACACAUGGGGAGAAACAAAGGACCCAGAAAAGAAAAUGAAAGAAGCACAAGAUGAAGAAGAAAGUAAAAAGAGAGAAGAGGAAGAAAAGAAACGUAAAGAAGAGGAAGAUGCCAAAAAAGAUGAUGAUGAUGAGGAAGAAGAUAAGGAAGAGGAGGAGGAUGAGAAAGAGCCUGACCAUGAUGAAUUAUAAUCCAAAUGUUCCUAUUCCUUUCAUUUUAAAUCGCCAUUUCAUCAAAUUGUUGGUCAUUUUUAUCAUCCGACGAAGAGGAAACUCCAAGUAAUGGGAUAAUAUUUCAAGUGGAUAAGCAUGGUAUUAAUAUCAUAAUGCUGUGCAGUAUCUUGUGAUAUGAUUUUUUUCAUCUGGCAUAAAGACAAUUCUACAAAAGUACCUGCUCUUAAUUUUAAGUUGUUAUAUGAAGAUUUUUGAAAGCUAUUUUUUUGUUGUGAUGUUUUUUUUUUUUUUUUUUUUUUGAUGGAUGUUGCAUUUCAACUUGGGCUACUAAAAUCAUGAUUUCAUCGUUACGUUCAUGGUUCUUUUUUUUUUAUUAUUUAAAAGAAAAUAUAUUUAAGUGUAUAGUAAACUUGAUGUAAAAUAUUUCUGUACAUUGACAAAAAUAGUAUGGAUGUCUAGACACAGUUUUCUGCUGUGUAGAUAGAGUAUGAAACUGUGUGUAGGCAGCCUUGAAAUCUAGACUUAAGGUGAAGAAGUGUAUUUUACCAAAAUUAGUUAUAAAAAGUUGUUAUAUGGUAAUAAAUACUUCUUUUUUAUAUAAAAUUGUCUUUCAUUU